Messenger RNA from Betta splendens (Siamese fighting fish), 2269 nucleotides. RefSeq names its product DnaJ heat shock protein family (Hsp40) member A2a (gene dnaja2a). The record is from RefSeq and is a predicted model, not a curated record. Gene Ontology annotation, cellular component: cytosol; cytoplasm. NCBI's taxonomy places the organism in Eukaryota, Metazoa, Chordata, Actinopteri, Anabantiformes, Osphronemidae. The transcript has 9 exons. The coding region runs from base 114 to 1355 and encodes 413 amino acids. Gene Ontology annotation, molecular function: ATP binding; Hsp70 protein binding. Gene Ontology annotation, biological process: response to heat; protein refolding.
AAACACAGCCUCGUUCCGGAAGCUGACUCACGCGGCGAGCAAAACAUUUUCCACCGGCUCUUUCUCUUUGUCCAUACGCCUCCCUGCUAGGAAGCACCAGCCAAAGCAACACCAUGGCUAAUGUUGUCGAUACUAAAUUAUACGACAUUCUCGGAGUGUCUCCGUCCGCCUCUGAAAAUGAACUAAAGAAGGCAUACAGGAAACUGGCAAAAGAAUAUCACCCAGACAAGAACCCAAAUGCUGGUGACAAGUUCAAAGAAAUCAGCUUUGCGUAUGAAGUGCUGACCAACCCUGAGAAGAAGGACCUGUAUGAUCGCUAUGGAGAGCAGGGUUUGCGGGAAGGAGGAGGUGGUGGCCCAGGAAUGGACGAUAUCUUCUCCCACAUCUUUGGCGGUGGACUCUUUGGUUUCAUGGGUGGACAAGGGAGUCGCUCCAGGAAUGGUGGUCGGCGGAGAGGAGAGGACAUGGUUCACCCACUAAAAGUGUCCCUGGAUGACCUUUACAAUGGGAAAACAACUAAACUACAACUUAGCAAGAAUGUACUGUGUAGCACUUGUAAUGGGCAAGGAGGUAAGACGGGUGCUGUACAGAAAUGUACAGCAUGUCGAGGUCGUGGUAUGCGCAUCAUGAUCCGGCAGCUGGCCCCAGGAAUGGUCCAACAGAUGCAGUCUGUUUGUACUGAUUGUAAUGGCGAAGGUGAAGUCAUCAGUGAAAAAGACCGCUGCAAAAAGUGUGAGGGCAAAAAAGUUGUGAAGGAGGUGAAGAUCCUGGAGGUUCAUGUGGAUAAAGGCAUGAAGCAUGGGCAGAAGAUUACCUUUGGAGGGGAAGCUGACCAGGCACCUGGUGUUGAGCCUGGUGAUAUCGUCCUUGUCCUGCAGGAAAAAGAACACGAGACAUUUAGACGAGAUGGCAACGACCUGUUCAUGAACCAUAAGAUUGGGCUGGUGGAGGCGUUGUGUGGCUUCCAGUUUAUGCUCAAACACUUAGAUGGCAGACAGAUUGUUGUGAAGUACCCUGCUGGCAAAGUGAUUGAACCAGGCUCGGUCAGGAUGGUGCGAGCAGAGGGCAUGCCACAGUACCGCAAUCCUUUUGAGAAGGGAGAUCUGUAUAUAAAGUUUGACGUCCAGUUCCCUGACAACAACUGGAUCAGCCCUGAGAAACUAACAGAGCUAGAGGACAUGCUGCCUUCAAGGUCGGAGCCGCCCAUCAUCACCGGAGACACAGAGGAGGUGGACCUGCAGGAUUACGAUGUCAGCCAGAGCUCAUCAUCAGGGAACCGCAGAGAGGCCUACAACAACAGCUCCGAUGAAGAAGACGGCCACCACGGGCCGGGGGUACAGUGUGCCCACCAGUAAUCUCACACACAACCUACAUUCUACUUGGGGAGAAAAUGUAUGAGUUGCACAGUAAACGAGGAGCUAGGUUGGACUUGGUAGUUUCUCAGACACAGAUCACAUGUUAGCAAUUGACGGCACCCGUGAUCGUUCAUUAUAGACAGCACGCUCGGGUGGUUUUGAUCUGUGUCCGAAGAACUGGCACUGGGGCAGCCAAAGAUUUACUACACUGCAACUGAAACAAACAUAGACACUUUAAACGGCAACGGCAAGAUAGAGGUCCUGUAGAAUAUUUAAGACUGAUCAAACCAGAUGGUUGUCCCAGUGAGCGUGUGUUAUGUUGGAUCGGGAUCUGGCCCGUCUAUUCCCCUUGUUAAGUUCAUUCCCUUCCUCUGAUGGGGACUCCAGAUCAGUUAAACUAAGGAAUGUUUCUUGUUUGCUGCGUGUGCGUGACCUGCAUUUUGUUUUCAUAGUAUUUACAAUAAUUAAUUUAAAAACUAACCAAUGUGUAAACACAGACAAAGCAGCGGAGCAAUGUGACGUGCAGAAUCCUCCAACUCGUAUUCAUGAGCUCAUCCACUCAGUGCCGUUUGUCGGAUUUGUUUCUGAUUUUUACUGCUUCAUUUUCCUGUUAGGUUUUUACUUGUUUGUUUUUUUUCUUUCUAUUUUAAUUCCAGCAGAAAAUCAGUGUAUGUCAUUGAACUGGUUGUUGGUGAGAUUCAUCUGGUGCUGUUGUCAAGGCUGUGUGAUUGUUUAUUUUAUUUUUUUUGUAAAAGAAAAAUGACAAGUGAAACUACAAAACCCUAUAGCCUGUAUCUGUGCUGAAACCAUGUGCAUGUAAAAAGCUUUGGUUCCCGCACUUAUCAAAUGUUAGUCAAAUAAAGCAGCUCACUUCUAAUGUCUAUUACAUUGUUGAAUAAAUUGUUGAAAUUUCA